AUGCGGCGCACAGCCCGCUUUCUGGUGUACGAAAAGUUUGAGGGCGCCGUUUCUGGGGACAAGGGUUACAUGACGUAUCAGCAGGCGUGCUCUAUUUUUGGGUUUCAAAUGAACGAUAGGUUAGAGGCGGGGGAGAUCAAGAAGCGGUUUAACAAACUAGUGCUUCGCUAUCAUCCCGACCGCGGCGGGUCAAGUGAACAGUUCCAGCUUCUCCGGGAGGCGCACAAGAUUCUCUUGACACAUCGCCAUGACAAGGGGGACGGCGCCUCCGCGAAAGGCAGUUUUAUAAACUUCAGACGCGUGAAUUAUGACAAUGUGACGAAUACGAUUCACCGACAGACUGCGGAAAAUCCGGAGUAUCGCUCUUUUAGUCUUCAAGACAUGGCAUUUUUUUUCUUUUUCGUCACUGUUGUGAUGGGUUUCUACUUGUAUAGGGCAUGGAGGACGCAGAUGCAGAUAAUCCGUAGUAGGUGGAGCUACACGGAGGAUCGCUUGACCACCGAGGCGACUCAUCACGAUGAGAAGUUGUGGCAUCCGUGGCGCUCUGACCAAGGAACACGGGACAUGAUGGAUAAUAUUGGCAUCCUGCAGGGAAGCGUCAAACGUGAAUUGGUGGAGGAAAAACGGCAGCUGGCUCCCUCUGUGUACAUGCCAUGGCAGCCAGGGGGUCCAUUUGCGAGUGGACAACGAGUCGAGUCCGAGAGGGACACGCAGUUAAGUGGAGAAAAGCAUUGA
Messenger RNA from Trypanosoma cruzi, 735 nucleotides. RefSeq lists its product as uncharacterized. The transcript has a single exon. The record is from RefSeq and is a predicted model, not a curated record. Lineage: Eukaryota; Euglenozoa; Kinetoplastea; Trypanosomatida; Trypanosomatidae. Bases 1 to 735 code for a protein of 244 amino acids.